UAUGAGUUUUCUACUUAGAUGUUUUAUCUAAUUAUAAUGCCAUCAAUUUGGAAAAAAUCUUUUAUAGCGUUAUAACUCAUUAGAUAAUGCAUAUCGUAUUGUAACGAGUUAAUAUCUAAUAGAUUACAAUACAUUAUUCUUUUCUAUCUCAUUGUAAGUUCAAUGAGAUAGAAUAAGUUCUAUCUCAUUGCAACGCGUUACAGAUUAAUGCAUUAUAAUGCGACAGGAAUUAGGAAACGCCCUGUAAUGGCAUUCAAAUUACUAACGCGCUAGUCGAAUUUAUAGCGUUGUAACAUUAUAAAAUAUGAGAAAGUCGUUGAUAAAAAUGCAUAACACUAUAAUUUCAAUUUUUGGGCAGUUUUUUCCGCGUUACGCUAAUGUCUUACAAUGCAUUAAAGAUAUGUUUUUUCUAAAUUUAUCGCGUUAUAACACAAUAGAAAAGCUAACACAUUACAAGACAUUACGAUAUACCUAACGUAUUAUAAUGCAAUAAAUACGGAAAAAAGAUCCUGUGGGAAGUCUGAGUGAAAACGUGUCGAUUUCUGUUUUUGAUGUUCUAGAUUUGGUUUAUCUGAUGCUUCCUCUCUCGAUACUACAAAAAAAGCUGAACAAAAAGAGAGAGAAUCCUUACGUAGGUCAUUCAUAGCGAUCAGUUUCAAUAGAGUCAACACACUUUGUGUUCAGAGAGAGAGUUAAAUUUAAUGUUGUCAUCAUAUCGCUAUUUCAUAGAAACAUUUGUGAAUUAGAGUACGAGCAAACAAACAAUAGUAAAAAAAAAACUAACGUUAGCCUUUAUGAAGAAGUUAUUUUCGAAGAAAAAAACUGAAGCAAAAAAAUCAUCAAUAAAUUUUUAUUUUUGUUUUUAGAUUUUGAUAAGUUUUUAAAUGAGAGUACAAAAACCAGUUAUUCGUCAUCGUUUCAUUCGUUCUAUUCUCGCUCGUUUAUUAUGUUCUAUUCAUAUGGGUUUAUCUAUUUACGUUUUAUACGAAAUAAAACGGAAUAUGUACCUGUAUUUUAUUCCGGUGUUUGGUAUAGUUAUACUCUCGUUUGAAUCAUUUAUCUCUUUAAUCUGUUUUCAAUGUAAAGAAUUUUUUUCGCGGUUUUUCAUUAUUAGUUUUAAUUUAUUCAACAACAAUCAUUUCAACAAUAUGGAUCCUUGAAUUACAUAAAAUCUAUGAACAAAAAUUAAAAAUUAAUGUAGUCACAACUCAAUACUACUAUGUACCAUGGCAAAAGCCUAGGGAAUUUUUAAGAAAUUUUAAAUAUUUAUGGUCUCAGAUUGAAAUUCAAGUUUAUCUAUUUCUUCUCUUAGUUAUACGAUGGCUAUUACCAAAACAACAAUCAGUAACAUAUUAUGGUAAAUCAGAUUUAUUAUUUAAAUAUUUUACUACCGCAUUUGAUAUGCUAGAUUUUCUUGAUAUGUUAAAUUAUCCAGAAUUAUAUUCGAAUGUUCGUCUAGUCUAUUCGGCAUUAUCAGUAUGGUCACUUAGUUGUUUACAAUUUGUUAUUUAUGUACGAAAUAUUAAUGAUAAUAAAUUGAAAGAAUUUCGUUCUUAUUUAACAAAUUCACUACUCGAAGUUCUAUUUCUUGAUAUACCAUUUUUAUGUGUAAGAAUUUAUGCCAUAUUUGGUUGUGGUAAACAUGAUUAUUAUAGUUACUUUUUUACAACAAAAAAUAUACUAAUGAUUAUUUUGUUACUGAUACGUAUACGAGCAAUAUUCGAUGAAAAACGUCAUCAUCAAAAACAACAAAUGAAUAAAUUGCAAUCUACAUCAAAUUUUCAUGUCAAACCGGUUAAAUUGUCUAACGAUAAUAAACAACAACCAUCACCACCACCACAACAACAACUGACACAUUACUCAAAUCGAUAUUUAAUUCAUAACCAUAAUAGAACGCAAGAUCAAAGUUUCUCAUCACAAAAGAAACUUAUUUUCUCGAAUCAACACCUUUAUUCAACACAAAUUAUACCAAAACAAAAUAAUAGUCAAGAUGCGGACACAGAUGUUUGA
Didymodactylos carnosus is the source of this 2010-nucleotide messenger RNA. Lineage: Eukaryota; Metazoa; Rotifera; Eurotatoria; Philodinida; Philodinidae. The record is from the annotation of a GenBank genome assembly.